Parnassius apollo (apollo) is the source of this 426-nucleotide messenger RNA. Lineage: Eukaryota; Metazoa; Arthropoda; Insecta; Lepidoptera; Papilionidae. The record is from the annotation of a GenBank genome assembly.
AUGGAGUCCAACGCGUACGAUUACGGCGGUGGCAGUGGUAACGUCAGUGAGGAAGAAGCCGCAUCUGAGCGCCGCAAGCCAAAGUUCGUCAUUGAAAUAUCCACGCCAGCACCCUUCUCACUUGAAGCUGAAACUAUUAUUCCCGAGAAGUCAUCACAAGACGAGGAAAGUACUCUUCCCCCAGAAAUCUUGGCUGAUCUUGGGUUAACGAAGGAACAGAAGGAGAACUUGCUUACUAAAACACUGAUCAUCGAAAACUUUCAACCUGCUAUAGCGCCAAGAUUGCUCGUCGAGAUUGUGUCAGUAAUUAAUGAAUCGACUAAAAAUCAUGACAGGCGUGAAAAGAUGCAAAACCAACUAGGUUGUGGUAUUGCAGGCUUAGCACAUUUAACGUCGGAUUUAAAAAGUAAAGAAAUCAGCAAAUAA